Neurospora crassa OR74A is the source of this 423-nucleotide messenger RNA. RefSeq lists its product as hypothetical. The record is from RefSeq and is a predicted model, not a curated record. The transcript is spliced from 2 exons. The coding region runs from base 1 to 423 and encodes 140 amino acids. Lineage: Eukaryota; Fungi; Ascomycota; Sordariomycetes; Sordariales; Sordariaceae.
AUGAUGGAUGAUGAACAAGAAGAAGAAGAAGAAGAAGAAGAAGAAGAGGAGGAGGAGGAGGAGGAGGAGGAGGAGGAGGAGGAGGAGGAGGAGGAGGAAGAUGAGACAACGGUGGCAGACUGUCCGAAAGGGCCCACCCUAAACCAAAAGCAGCUCUGCCAGCCGUCCCAAAAGGGAAUCAGUCGCAAGGCAGGGCGGUCUGGACGGCCUGGGCCAAGCCAAAACGCAGCAAAGAAGACCAGACGACGACUGGAAGAUAGACAGGGCCCCACAACUGGUUUACUCACUGUGGUCACGAAGGCACGGUGGGAAUAUCUCUACGGCAACGGAGCACUCUGGUUCGUCGAGGAUGGGAAAGGCGAGCUCGACAGUCUUCUGCGGGGUUCUCUUCACAUCUUGAAUUGCUUGGGAGGGGAUGAAUAA